AAUCCAAUUUUUUUAUUAUUGAAGAAAAUAAUUAUUUAUCGUGAAACUUCCGCGGGAGUAUGUGCCAAAAAAAAGAAACUUCCGCGGGAAUCCACGCAAUUUUGAAAGACUUUUCCUAAACCUAAAAAGUAAAAUCCAUCGAUGGUAGCGCCAUAAACACGGUUAGAAUUAAGAGUUGUUGUUGUUGGUGAUGAAAUUGAGAAGAAGAAGAAGAAGAUGCCGACCGAAAUGCCUGAAGGAUUACCCUUCUCAGUAGACACAUGGACUCCAUCUUCAAAGAGCAGUAAAAGACACCAUUUCCUAACUCACGCUCACAAAGACUAUUCCUCAAACAUCAUUUCCAACUCCUCUUUCCCUAUUUACUCUACUCUUCUCACCAAAACCCUUCUCCUUCAACAUUACCCUAAGCUUGAUCCUUCCUUGUUUCUGCAAAUUGAAGUCGGUCAAUCCUUCGUCAUCGAUGAUCCUGACGGAAACUUCACUGACACCGCUUUCGAUGCCAAUCACUGUCCUGGGGCGGUGAUGUUCUUGUUUGAAGGAAAAUUUGGUAAUAUCUUACACACAGGAGAUUGCAGGCUAACUCUUGAAUGUUUGCUCAACUUACCUGACAAGUAUGUAGGGAGGAAGGGGAAAAAGCCACAAUGUCCUCUUGAUUGUGUUUUCUUAGACUGUACUUUUGGAAAUUUUUCUCGUUCAAUGCCUACCAAGCAUUCAUCUAUUCAACAGGUUGUUAAUUGUAUAUGGAAGCAUCCUGACGCAUCGACAGUGUAUCUUACCUGUGAUGUCCUCGGUCAGGAAGACAUCCUUGUUCAAGUGUCCCAAAUAUUUGGAGCCAAGAUAUAUGUCGAUAAAACCAAAUAUCCAGAAUGUUUCAAGAAUCUAGCAGUUACGGUGCCUGAAAUCCUUGGUGAAGAUCCAUCUUCUCGUUUCCAUUUAUUUGAUGGAUCUCCAGGACUAUAUGAAAGAGCACAAGCAAAACUGGUUGAAGCCAAGGCAGCUUUCCAGACUGAACCUCUCGUUGUCCGCCCUUCUGCUCAGUGGUAUGCUUGUGAAGAGCUCUCAGAUGUUCAAAACAAUAGAAAAAAGAGGAUGAAUGAAGCAGUUAAGGAUCAAUUUGGUGUUUGGCAUGUCUGUUACUCAAUGCACUCAUCCAAGGAAGAAUUGGAAAAGGCACUUCAACUUCUUGCUCCGAGGUGGGUUGUUUCAACAACCCCUCCCUGUAGGGCUAUGGAGCUUAAUUAUGUUAAGAAAUACUGUUUUAACUCUAAAGCUGGUCUCAAUAACUCUGUGCUGAAGCUUCUGGAUAUGACUGUGGUAACUUCUGAUGACGUUGAUGCAUUUGUCAAACCUGUAAACUGUUAUCCUGUGCUUGAAGGGACCCCUCAGCCAUGUCCGAACACUAAAUCACCCGUCAAGCAGUGCACUGCUGCAAAAGCACUAGAAGAAUUGUCUCUUCCUAGUAAUCGCUCGCCUGUCACAUUAUUUGGAAGAGCAAGGCUUGGUCUCCAAGCUGUUGACUUUUUACGAGGAGGGUGUAAUAUUUUGCCGGGUAAUCUCCCUUUGCAAACAGUUUCAAGUGAUGCAAGACAAGAAUUCUUGGAUGCUGCUGCUGAAGUGAAACGGGAGAGGUCACCAGGAAUAAAGGAAAAUUUACACAAUGUGAAUGAUUAUCAGCAAUCCGAGGUUCAGGAAAACACAAGAGUUCAUAAGAGUGACUCUUGCGAAAAUAGUGGAUCCCCUGGCUUGAGUGAACAUGUCAGAAAGUAUUACAGGUCAAUGAAUCUUCCUAUUCUUCGACCUCUUCCCUCAUUAGUGGAUCUUAUGAAUUCAAGGAAACGUGCCAAGAUGGGAACCGAUCAUUGAUCUUACUUUCCUGCGGUUAAAUUUGUUUUACAAUGCUGGGAAGUGGGAAAUUCCCAUGGAUAGAUGAAUCUUAAGAUGUUAAAUGAAUUUAUUUCACCUUGCUGUUUCUCAAACUACUGUUUAUGUUGCAAAAGUGCUUGGCAAGAAGCAGCAAGGUGGGAGGGAAGAAUUUGCAGCAGCACUGUAAAAUGUUGUGUUCAUUAUCUUUUCUUUUCUUUGAAUAAUAGAUACAUCAACAGAUGCUUAAUA
This is a messenger RNA of Trifolium pratense (red clover), 2112 nucleotides long. Its product is annotated as 5' exonuclease Apollo. The transcript has 4 exons. Bases 217 to 1863 code for a protein of 548 amino acids. The record is from RefSeq and is a predicted model, not a curated record. Gene Ontology annotation, biological process: double-strand break repair via nonhomologous end joining; protection from non-homologous end joining at telomere; interstrand cross-link repair. Gene Ontology annotation, molecular function: damaged DNA binding; 5'-3' DNA exonuclease activity. NCBI's taxonomy places the organism in Eukaryota, Viridiplantae, Streptophyta, Magnoliopsida, Fabales, Fabaceae.